This is a messenger RNA of Menidia menidia (Atlantic silverside), 1362 nucleotides long. NCBI's taxonomy places the organism in Eukaryota, Metazoa, Chordata, Actinopteri, Atheriniformes, Atherinopsidae. The record is from the annotation of a GenBank genome assembly.
AUGAGAGAAACUAAGAACAUGUCUGAAUCCCCGUCUCAAGCGGGAAAGGAAAUACCAGCGAAAAAGCAAAAACUCAGCAGCGACGAGAAUAGCAACCCAGAUCUUUCAGGAGACGAGAAUGACGAUGCGGUCAGUGUGGAGAGCGGGACCAACGCAGAGCGCCCGGACACGCCCACCAACACUGCCAACGCCCCGGGCAGGAAAAGCUGGGGAAAGGGCAAAUGGAAGUCCAAGAAGUGCAGAUAUUCUUUUAAAUGUGUGAACAGUCUGAGGGAGGACCACGGCCAGCCGCUCUUUGGAGUCCAGUUUAACUGGCACAGCAAGGAGGGCGACCCGCUGGUGUUCGCCACGGUCGGCAGCAACAGGGUAACUCUUUACGAGUGUCACUCUCAGGGAGAAAUCAGACUCCUGCAGUCUUACGUGGAUGCAGACGCGGACGAGAACUUCUACACAUGCGCCUGGACCUACGACACCAGCACCAGCCACCCGCUGCUGGCGGUGGCCGGAUCCCGCGGCAUCAUCCGGGUCAUCAACCACAUCACGAUGCAGUGCAUCAAGCACUACGUGGGCCACGGGAAUGCCAUCAACGAGCUCAAGUUCCACCCGAGGGAUCCAAACCUCCUCCUGUCCGUCAGCAAAGACCACGCCCUGCGGCUGUGGAACAUAAAGACGGACACGCUGGUGGCCAUAUUCGGGGGCGUGGAGGGCCACCGGGACGAGGUCCUGAGCGCCGAUUUCGACCUUCUUGGUGAAAAGAUCAUGUCUUGUGGGAUGGACCACUCGUUGAAGCUCUGGAGAAUCAAUUCAGAGAGGAUGCAGAAAGCCAUCCGUGGGUCGUACGAGUACAACCCCUCAAAGACGAACAGGCCUUUCGUCUCUCAGAAAAUCCACUUCCCCGACUUCUCGACUCGGGACAUCCACAGGAACUACGUGGACUGCGUGCGGUGGCUCGGGGAUCUCAUCCUCUCCAAGGCAAGUGGAUGGUUUAAAAAAAGUCUCGCCUCCUGCGAAAACGCCAUCGUCUGCUGGAAGCCGGGGAAGAUGGAGGACGACAUCGACCACAUAAAGCCCAACGAGUCCAACGUGACCAUCCUGGGCCGCUUUAACUACAGCCAGUGCGACAUCUGGUACAUGCGCUUCUCCAUGGACUUCUGGCAGAAGAUGCUGGCGCUGGGAAACCAGGUGGGGAAGCUCUACGUGUGGGACCUUGAAGUGGAAGACCCUCACAAGGCAAAGUGCACCACGCUGACGCUCCCCAAAUGCACGUCGGCCAUCCGCCAGACCAGCUUCAGCCGGGACAGCAGCAUCCUGAUAGCCGUGUGCGACGACGCCUCCAUCUGGCGCUGGGACCGCCAGCGCUGA